AUGCUCUUGAAGAACAAAAAGGCCGUCGAAGCCCAUCAGAAACGGAUUUGCAAAGAAGAUGGUCUUCCUCUUCAAUACGUCGACUACAUUCUGGAGACUUUGGAUUCAGACAAGGUGGUCGAAUCAUGCAGAAUGUGUCCAAACGCCGCCAAGAAGACCGUCUACUCGUCGUUCAAGGGCCUCCAAAUGCACCUAAAGGUCCACAUCGCAAAAGCCGUCCUCGUCUGUGCCAAAUGCAAGCAGCGGUUCGAUUCCAAAAGAAACUUCAAUGGCCACGUCAAAUCGGGCAAACCAAUGCCAAAAGAAGUCCAAGUCCAAGCCACUACCCAAGAAGUGCCAAAAGAAUACGAAGAAGAAGCCGAGACGGUUGUUAUCGUCUCAAGCCCCGUCAUCGGUGAAGCUCAAGACGUUCUCCAGCAACAACGAUCCAGCCCACUGUAUUGUAUUGGCUGUACUUUGAAUACGAAUUUGUUGGCAUGCCGCCAUUUUGAAAGACUAGAUCCGGCACACGACUGCCUUGUCAAGUUCUUUUUGUACUAUCUA
Molecule: messenger RNA, 543 nt
Organism: Mesorhabditis belari
Lineage: Eukaryota; Metazoa; Nematoda; Chromadorea; Rhabditida; Rhabditidae
Source: the annotation of a GenBank genome assembly